AUGGCGAGGCGAGGCGAGAAUCGGAACGAGUCGUUGUUGACUCGGGCGAUUGUGGCGGUCUUCGCCUUCGUGAGACACGCGGAGUUUGAGAUCCUCUUCUUUCUUUUCUUCUUCAUUGCUUAUCUUCUCUUCAAAGACAUCACAUCAAGGCCUGAAUACAAUCAAUUGUUUGUAAAGAAGCCCGGUGGACCAGAAUUUUGGCCUUUUUAGACGAGUUUAUGUUUGAUCUGGUUGGAUGUCUUUGUCCAUAGAGGUAUUCUUAGUACGCCAUGCAGUAAUUUGUGGAUUUCCCUUUUGUAUUUGUAUCUAAAUGUAAGUUUGUAUGUGAAACAUGUGAGACUAAAAAGUUUGUACAAUUUUAUGUUCCAGUUAGUUAUAGCAAAGUUAAGUAUAAAGGUUUGCUUUUA
Molecule: messenger RNA, 407 nt
Organism: Vigna angularis (adzuki bean)
Lineage: Eukaryota; Viridiplantae; Streptophyta; Magnoliopsida; Fabales; Fabaceae
Exons: 2
Coding region: 1-210 (69 amino acids)
Source: RefSeq, a predicted model, not a curated record